This is a messenger RNA of Belonocnema kinseyi, 3320 nucleotides long. RefSeq names its product casein kinase I (gene gish). Gene Ontology annotation, molecular function: protein serine/threonine kinase activity; ATP binding. Gene Ontology annotation, cellular component: cytoplasm; nucleus; plasma membrane. Lineage: Eukaryota; Metazoa; Arthropoda; Insecta; Hymenoptera; Cynipidae. Gene Ontology annotation, biological process: positive regulation of canonical Wnt signaling pathway; signal transduction; peptidyl-serine phosphorylation. The record is from RefSeq and is a predicted model, not a curated record. Bases 837 to 2234 code for a protein of 465 amino acids. The transcript has 10 exons.
UUCCUUUUCGCACGAAUUGCACUGAAAGUGAAGCAUAACCUCAAAAGUUGAGUUGGCAACCCUGUCGCGAGGCGAGGAAAUCUUUGAUGUCGAAUGUCCGCCGAGCGCGAGGGACGAGACAGGAUCCCGCAGCCUGUCUCCAAGUGGAAAAAAGAUAGCCAAGUUUAAUGUCGCGGUGGAUCGGAUUUGAAAAAGUUUGAGCCUCUUAAGAAGUGGUUCCGGGUCUCGGUAAUCUUUUUAGUAGACUCGGUCGGCGGAUCGACGGGGACGGCGGGACGACGAUCACUCCCUGUCGAUGAGCUAUAAUGGAGGUUUUAUUCUGUCGUCCUCUGUGCGGCGAAGAGGACCCCGGGAAUGUGCAGGGCAGUGACUAGGGUCUUCCUGGUAGUGCAAGAGUGCGGAAAAGUGUUCCGGGAGAGUGAAAAGUGGCCAAAAGCGAUGGACUGGUCCGAUCUAUUUUACCAAUUUUACCUGUGUGACACUGACACGCGACACAGUAGCCAUUGAAAUUAUUGUGACCUGUGCGUGUGUCGAGUGUACAAAUCGAAAUUUUCACCGGUAGCCUCAAAAUUCCCGGAAAAUGGGGAUUGAUCCUCUGAAAGUAGUUCGUGGAACGUGAUCUUCCGAGUUUGUAAAAAAGUGAUAGAAGUAUAAUAAAUAUAGGAUAAAAGUAGAGUAGGGUUUGAGGAAGUGCAUUCUAACCUCCUUUUUUUGGAGUAAAAUUAAGUGAAUUCGCGUUUUAAUUCGACCGGACGAGUUUGACGAUUCAUUUUUUUUUCGUGAGACUGUCUUAUAGAUAUUUAUUUAUUAGGCAGGAGACUCGAUAAGGGAUUAAUAUGCAGAAAAGGGACAGCAGGGACGGUCGAGGAAAAGAGGAGGGUGCUGAUCGUGACCUCAAAAGGGCAUCCCGGGGCAGCAACAACAUGCACUCCUCCAGGCACGGCGUUACCUCCUCCGGGAACAUGCUCAUGGUCGGUCCCAACUUCAGAGUCGGGAAGAAGAUUGGCUGUGGUAACUUCGGGGAACUUCGACUCGGAAAAAACCUUUACAAUAAUGAGCACGUAGCAAUUAAAAUGGAACCAAUGAAAGCGAAGGCGCCACAGCUCCACUUAGAAUAUAGGUUUUACAAAGUAUUAGGUACACAUGUUUAUAACGCGCAUAUAGAAGGAGUCCCGGAGGUUUAUUAUUUCGGUCCGUGUGGGAAAUUCAACGCGUUGGUAAUGGAACUCCUCGGUCCCAGCUUGGAAGAUCUUUUUGAUCUCUGUGGAAGAAGAUUCACCCUUAAAACUGUUCUCAGCAUUGCCACACAACUCCUCCAUAGGAUAGAAUACGUACACAGCCGACAUCUAAUUUAUCGGGAUGUUAAGCCUGAAAACUUCCUAAUAGGACGUAGCACUACGAAACGAGAAAAAGUUAUUCACAUUAUCGAUUUUGGAUUGGCCAAAGAGUAUAUAGACUUGGAAACAAAUAAGCACAUACCAUACCGGGAACACAAGAGUUUGACUGGGACUGCGCGAUACAUGAGUAUCAACACUCACUUAGGAAAAGAACAAAGUAGGAGAGACGAUUUGGAGGCCUUGGGUCACAUGUUCAUGUACUUCCUGAGAGGAAGUCUGCCCUGGCAGGGACUGAAAGCCGACACUUUGAAGGAGCGUUAUCAGAAAAUAGGUGAUACGAAACGAGCGACUCCCAUAGAAGUUCUCUGCGACGGCCACCCCGAAGAGAUGGCCACUUACCUUCGCUACGUCCGGAGGCUCGACUUUUUCGAGACUCCCGACUACGAGUACCUGAGGAAGCUCUUUCAAGACCUGUACGAAAGAAGAGGCUUCGCCAACGACGGCGAAUUCGACUGGACCGGCAAAAGCAUGUCGACGCCAGUUGGAUCCUUGCAGACAGGGCACGAAAUUGUAGUAUCGCCCAAUCGAGAUCGACAUCCCACCACUUACAAGGACGCGGCAGGUGGAGGGGUGGGAGGAGGGGGCGGUAAGGGGGUGGGACCCACGUGGUCGGAUACAGCGAAGCAAUCAGGGGCUGGUGGCACAUUGACACCCGCUGACAGGCAUGGUUCUGUACAGGUGGUUUCUUCGACAAACGGUGAAAUAGGGAACGACGAUCCUACGGCCGGACAUUCAAACACGCCAAUUACGACGCCCCAGGAAGUCGAGAUGAUCGAUGAGACCAAAUGUUGCUGCUUCUUCAAGCGGAAGAAGAAGAAAAGUGGAAGACAGAAAUGACUGUCAGUAUCGGUGAGACUUGGGGGGGUAGUACCAAAUGCGGUUAUUAGUGCCGCGGGGGGAAACGGAGGAAAAGUCGGAGCUCACACCGGGAAAGUUGGUGGCCGAGGAGGAGGAGGAGGACGCGAGAACAGCGCUGAUCUUGAGCGCGAAGCUGUCACCUUGCUGAGAGCGAGCAGCCACUCGGCAUCUCGUGACUCUGUUCUCAACACCACCAUCACUAUGACUCCUGCGCCCACACCUCCCCCCUUGUCCAACUAAAAUACCGCACAGCCAUUACAAUAAUUGUUGCUACGAAAUCACUACUAUUUGCUAUUAUUCAUCAUCAAAUCAUCGCCCAAACAUGCAUCAUCGCCCAAACUCACCGCAUCGCCCAAACUCACAUCAUCGCCCAAACUCUCAUCAUCGCCCAAACUCACAUCAUCGGCCAAAUUUCUCAAUACCGAGAUAGAUAUCCCGACUCAAAUGUUCACCGAGAGUAGUUCAGUCGCCUUUCGUUAUCCCGGAUCGAAAUCUUCUCUCCUUUUCCAUCCAAUCCAGUAGAGUUUAAGGAAUUGACGUGCCGAUCUUUUCUUUUUUUGGUGAAGCAAAUGACACUCGUGUCUUUCAUUUUUUUUUUAAGUGUAUCCCUUGCAUCGAGACGAGAGUAGUCGGUUUUCCACCAUUUUUCCUCUGUGUACUCUAUUCAGUUUUUUUUGUUUUUUUUUUGUCAUGACUGCUACUAAAAGUUUCUAGGUUUUUGCAUACGAGAUUUGGAAAAUGUUUUGGAAUUCAAGAGCUGGUUUUUCGGUUUCCAGCUGUGGGUUUUCUGAUUGGGGGCCUGGUAGGAAAAUUUCCCCGAGUGGAGAUUUGAUGAGUUUUAAAUUUGUGAGGGUUUCCUUUUUUUUGUUUGAUGAUUUUAAAGAAGAUUUUUACACUUAAUGUAAUGAAUUAUUUACAAUUUUCCGGGGGCUUUCUCUCCGAAUUUGGAGUUUUUUUUAGUAGUAACCACUAUUGAAUUAAAUACAUUAUGUUUUUGAAUUCACUCGAAUUCAUUGGAAUUCUUUUCAAUUUAACCUGCUAAAUUUGAAAUGAUUUCUCUCCGCU